ACGGACGCUAUGGUUUGGCCAACAGUCUCAUGGUGAAAUAAGGUACGGAUACAGAAGUUUCUGCUGCGUUAUGCCGAUUGCCUGCACUACACACUAUUCCUGUACACAUAGGAUCCCAUGCGCAAAUCUCGGCAAAUUCCAACGAAGACCGGCCCACUUCGGCCGGUACCACAAAGUAAAAGGUGGUCCGUUCAACGGCCCGCACACACCCAUGCCUACGGCCUUUCGGAGCUCGAUUGGCCCAGACGGGGCCGCCGUUCCGAUGGUCGGCGUCCGAGUCAGAAGGCAGACCGCCUUCUCACGUAUCCAAGACAAUCUCGCGUGUCUUUCGAGAGCCACUCACACCUUCUGAAAUGGCUGGUGUGCCGCAACCCUGGGCUUGUGGAAGUGGCAUUAUCAAAGCGUUUGUGCCUUUUCGCCAGUCCUUGGCCGGAAAGCAAAAAACUUGCGGCGAGAUACUCGUCUCGACCUCGCGAUACUGUUCUCGUCGACAAAGGCGACCUACAUCUAUCUACAUGCCCCCCUGCCCUCCUGCCCUCCUGCCCCCCCCUUCGGUCGAGACUCGCAUCGUCUUCGGCUGAAGUACAAAUUACCCGCGAGCUUCGAAUGUCCCACUCGGCAGACAGUCUUCGCAUCCAUUUUCAUUCGGGGCCGAGCCGUGGCCCUUCUUUAAUUGGUGGAUCUUCCCGCUUUCCGCACUCCCUUGCCCGACCUUCUCUCCGAGCUCCCCGGUAUCCACUCCGCGCACCGGGCGCUCGAAAACGGACACUCACACCCGGCACUUACGGUGUCGUCUGUCGUACCGGUCCAACGGCGGCCCGCAGACAGACAGCCACGCCGAAGAGAAAUCGAUUCAGAGGGGGAGGAAGGGGGGCCAUAUCGGGGGCGCUUACAUUGCCUCGGACAACCGCAACCCCGUGACAUGGUCGUUGGAUCACUCUGCGUCGCGUCGUAUCGGUACUGCCGUCUCAUAAGCAUCAAUUCCCGAUGACUGAAAAGCCUGACGGUAUACUGUUGGUGAUUUUCCGGUCGCCGUCCUCACGAGUAGCGCGGUCGAAACCUACACCGUCGUCUCUCGGAACUACGUAUGGAUGUCUUGCAGUCAGUCAACCGUCGGCUGAAGCUGUGGGGACCGCCAUAUGUGGCCCUUGUUUUACUUCGAUACGGACUACUUGACCACCCCCCCCCCCCCCCCCCCCUUCUACCGUCCGCAAUGC
Molecule: messenger RNA, 1217 nt
Organism: Colletotrichum destructivum
Lineage: Eukaryota; Fungi; Ascomycota; Sordariomycetes; Glomerellales; Glomerellaceae
Exons: 2
Coding region: 71-352 (93 amino acids)
Source: RefSeq, a predicted model, not a curated record